UCCAUACCUGCAACUCACCUUAAACCUUAAUCCAUAAUCCUGGUAUGCAGCGAGGCUGAAGGUAUCAAAGCUUCCAAACACGCGCAACAAACACAAACCCAAUGCAUGCAACUCACGCCCAUGAGUGACUGACGUUCAAAUUUUACCUCAACUCGAUUUGAACACGGCCGGGACUCAGACAGCCCGCAGCCAAUUCAGGUCGAGACCGGCUCUGAAUUCAUAGCUUGGUUCCCGGACGGCCACGUCUGACCUACAGUACAACCCAUCCGAGUCCCCGACUGCCGACCCGAGUCCCAACCAUGGCCCUGGCUUACGACGGGCGCGACCACACCGACAGGGGAUCUGGGUUUGGCGGAGGCCACGGGGGCGGACAUGGCGGACACGACGGGCCUCCGCCGCCCAGGGCAAGAGGAAGACGCCCUGUCACCGACUAUGGCGCAACCAUCGUCCACUGGAUGCGCCACCGCCAGCCGCGCUACAAGGGGUCGUAUGUCGGCGAGACCGAGCGGCCCAGCAUCAGCUACAUCGUCGAUAUGCUGCCCCCGCACGCCCGGGUGACCAGCCCGGCCGACUCGGUGCCUUCGCGCCACCUGCAUUCGUCUCUCAACAAGAUCAAGCACCCCAUCAACGUGGUGCGCUGGACGCCCGAGGGCAGGAGGUUGUUGACGGCUUCUAGCAGCGGAGAGUUCACGCUGUGGAACGGCACCGGCUUCAACUUCGAGACCAUCAUGCAGGCGCACGACUCGGCCAUCCGCGCGCUCGCAUACUCGCACAGCGACGACUGGCUGGUCUCGGCCGACCACGACGGCGUCAUCAAGUACUGGCAGCCCAACUUCAACAAUGUCGAGAGCAUCCGCGGCCACACCGACCCGGUCCGCGACCUGGCCUUCAGCCCCACCGACGUCAAGUUCGUCACGGCUUCGGACGACUCGACGCUGCGGAUAUUCGACUUUGCUGCCGGCGCCGCCGAGUCGACCCUGACGGGCCACGGCUGGGACGCCAAGAGCUGCGACUGGCACCCCACCAAGGGCCUCAUCGUCUCGGGCUCCAAGGACCACCUGGUCAAGCUCUGGGACCCGAGGACGGGCCGCUGUCUGACGACGCUCCACGGCCACAAAAACACCAUCACGAAGACACUGUUCGAGAGAGUCCGCGGGCACUGCCUCGCCACGUCGGCCCGCGACCAGACCGCCCGCGUGUUCGACCUCCGCAUGAUGCGCGACAUCUGCCUCCUGCGGGGCCACGAGAAGGACAUCUCGACGCUCACCUGGCACCCGGUCCACUCCAACCUCCUCAGCACCGGCGGCUCCGACGGCUCCCUCUUCCACUACCUCCUCGACGAGCCCAACACGCCGGCCGGCCACUCCACCUCGGUCGCGCCCUACGACAGCGCCGAUCCGGCCUCGGCGCCCGCGCAGGCCAUCUACCCGGCCCACAAGAUCCCGUACGCGCACGACUUCGCCAUCUGGUCGCUCGACUGGCACCCGCUCGGCCACAUCCUCGCGUCGGGCUCCAACGACCGCAUCACGCGCUUCUGGGCCCGCGCCCGGCCGGGCGAGGCCGACAGCUUCAACGACCGCUACCACAUAGGCGAGGCGGCCGCCGAGGCCCAGGGCACCUGGGACCGGCGCGGCCACCGGCACAUGCGGCAGGUCGAGGAGGAGCAGGAGCUCGAGGACGAGAUGGACGGCCUGGUCGACCAGAAGAUGCCGCCCAAGCAGGCCGGCCCGCUCCCGGGUCUGCUCCCGGGCAUCCCGGGCCUCCCCCUCUCGCUGCCCCAACAACAACAACACCAACAACCACAACAACAACAACCAGGUGGAGGAGGAGGAGGAGGAAGCCAACCACAGCCCGGUACCCUACCGGGCCUCGUCCCCCCGCCUCCACCACCACCGAUCCCGGGCUUCCCCCUCCCGCCGGGCGCCAUCCCGCCCCCACCGCCUCCCCUCCCAGGCGUCGACCCGAAGGCCCCGCCCCCGGACUUCGCCGCCAUCGCCGAGAUGAUGAAGAAGCAGGGCAUCACGCUGCCGCCGCCCCCGCCCCCGCCGGGCGUGCUGCCCCCGGGCCUGAUCCCCCCGCCGCCCCCGCCGCACGGGUUUCCGCUGCCGCAUGGAUUCCCGCCACCGCCGCCGCAGAUGGCGGCUGCUGCUGCUGCUGCUGCGGCUGCCGCCGCGGCGGCGGCGGCUGCCCAGCAAGGUGGGCAGGGUGGCGAUCAGCAGCAGCAGCAGCAGCAGCAGCAGGGUGAUGCCGCUGGUGCUGGUGGUAAUGGUGGUGGUGGUGGCGGGGUGCGAAGGAGGGCGCCGCUGCCGAGUCAGGAGGAGAGCUUGCGGAUGGAGCAGAGUAAGGGGCAUUACACGCGCGCGAGGUAGCCCGAGGGUUCGGGUUGGGGGGUAAGCGUGCUGGGUAUGGGGUUGGUUGGUUGGCGGGAUAAUGGGCGUAAGUUGCUGGGAGCUGAGUGGGGGU
Molecule: messenger RNA, 2463 nt
Organism: Thermothielavioides terrestris NRRL 8126
Lineage: Eukaryota; Fungi; Ascomycota; Sordariomycetes; Sordariales; Chaetomiaceae
Exons: 3
Coding region: 300-2369 (689 amino acids)
Cellular component (GO): mRNA cleavage and polyadenylation specificity factor complex
Molecular function (GO): protein binding
Source: RefSeq, a predicted model, not a curated record